This is a messenger RNA of Ceratina calcarata, 4191 nucleotides long. RefSeq names its product DNA repair protein rad50 (gene rad50). Gene Ontology annotation, cellular component: condensed nuclear chromosome; Mre11 complex; nucleus. Gene Ontology annotation, molecular function: single-stranded telomeric DNA binding; double-stranded telomeric DNA binding; ATP hydrolysis activity. Gene Ontology annotation, biological process: telomere maintenance via recombination; double-strand break repair; telomere maintenance via telomerase. Lineage: Eukaryota; Metazoa; Arthropoda; Insecta; Hymenoptera; Apidae. The transcript has 16 exons. The coding region runs from base 304 to 4191 and encodes 1295 amino acids. The record is from RefSeq and is a predicted model, not a curated record.
GGAUGUUCAAAUGGAUGCGCAAGAACACACCUUAUGUUUUUACAUCAUGGGAUCGCCCUUCUAUAAAGUUUGUUCGUAUAGCACUCAUUUGUGACUUACAUACUUACAGGUUGUUCACAUUGUUGACAUUACAUUCUAUUGCAUUUUAUUGAAUUCAAAGUUGGAGGGAAUCUCAAGAAAUCUCCGUUCGUGACAAUUCAUUGUUGAUCGCUGUUCAUUGUUGUUGUUAAGUAGUUUCAUUGUUUUAAUUAAUCGUGGCCAGUUUAUUGCUAGCGAGUAAUCUGAACUCGUUAUCGUUGAACAAUGUCACGAAUAAGAAGGCUUUCCAUUCGUGGUAUUCGUAAUUUCGGCGACGGAGCCGAGGAAGCACAGAUUCGUUUCUCCCGGCCUCUGACACUAAUUUUCGGUCCAAACGGCACUGGAAAAACUACAAUUAUCGAAGCUCUCAAAUAUGCGACUUGUGGCGAAUUUCCUCCUGGUUCAGAUCGAGGAAAAUUCUUUAUUCACGAUCCACAUUUAUCAGUGGCUUCAACAGUGCGGGGCGUUGUAAAAGCUGAAAUAAUUGAUAGCCAUGGUAAUGAGUAUACAGUGUGCAGAACAAUAUCCUGUUCAAAAACAAAUACAGCAGUAAAAUUUCAGACUCUUGAUAAUACAUUCAGUAGAAAACUAAAGGGUUCUGAUAAAGUGGUUUCAGUCACAAAUCGAUGUGCCGAUAUUGAUGCAGAAGUCACAUUGACGAUGAACGUCUCUAAACCUAUUUUAGAGUAUGUAAUUUUCUGUCACCAAGAAGAUCUUAACUGGCCUUUCCUAGAAGGCAAGAAGUUAAAGGAAAGAUUUGAUGAAAUUUUUGCUACUUCCACAUACAACAAAGCUCUUGAAAAUAUAGCGAAAUUAGUCAAAGAAACGAAACAGGAGAUCCAAAUAUUACAAGAGCAAAGGAAGAAUUGUCAGAUGACCGUGAAUGAAGUCGAAAGCAAAGAAAAUAAUCUUAAGGAUCAUAAGGAACGAUUGGAAAGAUGCAAUAGCAAGAUUGAAGAAAUCAAUAGAAAAUUGGAACCUUUGAACAAUAAUAUUAAAAAGCUGGAGGAGUUGUCUGCUCGAUAUAAUGAUCUGAAAGCUGAAGAAAAAAAGACAAAGGCUGAAUACGACAUAUACAAGCAACAAUUGGAAAAACUGAAAGGAGAGAUUAGAAUGUACAUAUUUGAAGGAAGUACAGAAGAAUUGUUAGACCAUAUAAGUUCAUAUAAUGAAAAAUCGGAGAAAAAAGAUCUCGAAGUGGAAGAGGCUGACAGGAAAUUAAAAGAUAUUGCUGGCAAUGAAAAGAAAAUAACAGAUACGUUACUUAAUGAAAAAGUAAAUAUAAAUUAUGUAAAACAACAAAUGAGAGAACAAGAGACGAAAAUUGCACUUCGUAAUACAAUGUUGAACGAGGCAUUGUCUGCUUGGAAUCUUGACAAUGCUGGGGACGAUAUAUCAGAAUUAGAACUGGCAGUCCUGUAUAGAAGAUUGGAGGAAAAAUUGACGGAAUUGAACUCGACAUUAAAAGAAAAGAAAAUGCGAAGGGAGCAAGAGGAAAAAGAACUGCAAAAAGUAGUCGAUGAUUUCCGUAGCGAAUAUUCGAAGUUAGAUUCGGAAAGGAGUCUCAAGGAAAGUGAAAUAGCCGAGACAGUACAGGAAAUUAGUGAAAUCAAACUAGAACUUGAAAAGUUUGUGCGAGCAGCACAGAAAUUAAAUACUAUUGAAGAGAAAAUAAAAAAAAUACAAGAGAAGAUCGAUCGAUUAAAUGAAACGAUGGAUGUGGAUGCAGAGAAGAUGAAAUUAUCUGAAAAAGUUAAGAUUCGAAACGAAACUGAAUUACUUUUGAACAAAGUCGAUGAAGAAAUAGCUUCAUUAUUAAAACUAAGUUCGCUUCAAGCUGAAUUGGAAUUAAAUAAAUCUAGCUUGUGCGAUAAAGAGACAGAAUUAGAGAAGCUGCGAAAUAAACAUGAAGAUAAUAUGAAGGCGUUAUUUGAUAUGAAAGAAAUUCUGGAAAUUAAGCUAAAAUCUAAAUUAGACAUAGUUCAAAGAGGAUUGAUAAAGCAAAUAGAAUGUGUCGAUCGAGACAUUGAGGCACAAGUACGGAAAGCAACUACGUUAGAAGCGACAGUAUCGCAUAUUAAACGCGAGAUAGAAAAUAAAAAAGCGGACAUAAACUCGAAAAAACACAAAGUUGCCUUAAUUUGUGACUAUAAGAAGUUCGAUGAAACGUUACUAUUACAAUCAAAAAGAGUGAAGGACCUUCAAGAGAAGAGGGGAAUGUACGCACAUCAAGGUGCGGCCUAUAAAGAGUACAUGAAGCAGUUGAAGGAACCGGAUCCUUGCUGCCCUUUAUGUCACAGAGAUUUCAGCGAGAUUGAAGCCGUUGCAAAAUUAUUAAGAGAAAUGGAAAACGAAAUGGAAAAUCAUCCAAAUCGUUUACGAGAAUGCGACAAAGAGUUGAAGAUACAGCAAGGAAAAUAUGAUCAGAUGUUGCAAUUAAAACCAGUCGUCGAAAGCAUAAUACAAUUUGAGGAAGUUGAACUGGAGAAAUUAACAAAUAAUUUGGCGGAGUCUGAAAAUGAAUUGACUGUAUCUCAGACAACUGUGAAACAAUUGAAAACAACGAAAUUGGAACCUGAAAAGAAGUUAACGAUGUGUAAGAAUAUCAUAGGUGAUAUUAUGCUGUGGGACAGAUACAUUGAUGAAAUUUCUAAGCUAAAGAAUACAAUAGAUAAUUAUCAUGCUCGCAUGGCUGCUGCAGGUAUUGAAAUGAGACGUGGGAUUAAAGAGGCUCAAGCUCAAAGGGAAGAGUUAAAAGCAUCUUUAAAAGGUGUUCGCGACGAGAUUGAGAAAUUGCAAUCUGGCAUAAAUGCACAUAAGGACGAGGUGAACAAUGCUCGACAGGAGUAUAAUGCCUUGCACGAAGAACAGUUAAAAAUAAGAGCUAAUGAACAAAAAACAAAAGAGUUGAGACAGAAGCAACAAGAUUUGUACGUAAAAGAAAUUCGAAUCGGAAUAUCACUUGAUGUAUUAAAAAAAAAAGUAACCAUAGCAAAAAGUAAAUUGAAUUCAGCUAUUGACGAAUUGGAAGCUGGAAAGAAAAAAAAUUCGGAGCAACAGGAAAUUGAUAGACAGAAGCAAGCAGAAGAACAUAGACGUUUUUCUGAACUACGGAAAGUACAGGAUGAAAUUGAUGUUUUGCUACGUCGUGAAUUUCCUAAAUCUUUAAAAUCUUCUGAAUCAAAAAUUGAAGAAUGUCAUAAAUUGCUUAAGGAAUUGUCUGUUGAAAAACGUAACUUAGAAACCGCAAUUAACGAUAUAAAAGAAGAAAUUGCGCGUCACGAUGUUCGCAAAAGAGAAUUAUCGGAUAAUCUUAAAUUCCGAAAAGCUGAGGAGACAAUCGAAAAAUGUGAGCAGGAAUAUUUAAAAAUACAGCAACAAAUAAAAUCUAUAAACUAUUCAGAUCUGAAGAAGGAAUAUGAAAGUUUACAGACCGAAGAACAAUCUCUGUUACGCAACAGAGAUAAAUUAAAAGGGAAUAAAGAAGAACUGAAGAGAACUAUAGAGCAGUAUACUCAAGAAUUGAGGAAGGAAACAUAUAGAUUGGCACGACAAAAGUUUAAAAGAGUGAACAUCGAUUUAUGGGUUGCAAGCGAUGUUGUAGCUGGUUUGGAAGAAUACAAUAAACAGUUGGAUAGCGCCAUGAUUGAAUAUCAUGAGAGUCGUAUGAUGAAAAUUAACAAAAUCAUGCAACAACUGUGGAAAAUUGUAUAUACUGGGAAAGAUACGACGUCUAUACAAAUUCGUAUGGAUGCUACCCAAGGUGUAGGUACUCGAAAAAGAACCUAUAACUAUAAAUUGGUUCAAGUGAAACACGGCCAUGAAAUAGAUAUGAAAGGUCGAUGCAGUGCUGGUCAAAAAGUUUUAACAUCGAUCAUCAUAAGGAUUGCUUUAGCAGAAACAUUCUGCAAAGAGUGCGGGAUUCUUGCACUGGACGAGCCAACAACGAACUUGGACGAAGGGAACGCUGAUAGUUUAGCGGCUGCCUUAGAUAUGAUUGUUAAAUUACGAUCACAAUAUCAGAAGAACUUCCAGUUGGUUGUAAUUAGUCACGAUGAAAAGUUCCUACUGAAACUUGCUAAAUUAAGUACUAACAAGGGCUUCUAUCNUUAA